AUGGAGAAUCGUUUAAGAUCGUCGCCAAAGAGUAAUGCUAUUAGUUCUCUUUCGUUAUCUGCUGAAGAUACUCGUGGUCAUUACUACGCAAUAGGACAAACUGAUUCAAUAAGUCUUGGAUCUCAGUCAGUUAAUUGCGUACCUACAGCUACGAGUGCAGCAGCAGCAUCAAAUACACUCUGUAUGCUUUUAAAUGGUCGACGUAUUCAACAGCAUUAUAAAUUAUUAAUUGAUGGCAUAGUUCAAGUAUGCCGUGUUCCACAUGCUAAAAAUAUCAUUGAAAAAAUCCGUUUCUCACGUUUUCUACGUCGUUGGGAAGAUCAUCAUAUUCAUCUUGAACAAAGUGAAAUAACAUCAAAAACAAAUGAAGGUUAUAUGGAUAAAUCAAUACUUUAUUCAUCAAUUGAAGAUAUAUCUAUAUGGUCAAAAGCAAAAGUGAUUGAUUCAGAUGGUCGUUUUUGUAUCCGAGUUGUUACUAAUGAAUGUAUUUAUUUUUUUCAAGUAAACACCCUUCAUUUAAGAGAUCAAUGGUUAUAUUCAAUUCAAUGGAAGCGAAAUAAAUUAAAAUUUGAACGCAUUUUACGCUCAGCUAAUCGUCCGGAAGUGCUUUUAAAAGAAAUGACAAAUAUGAUCGAUUUUUCAUUGACAACACCCAUAGAAGAUGUGGAAGUUCAUCAUUUUCCUAUUGAAAUUAUUUCUGAAAUUCUUCAACAACAACAAUAUAAUUUACCACGUUUUGUCCAUGAAAAUGUGAUCGUUGCACUAGCACCACUAUUGGAAAAAAACUAUCCAUCACCAGAAAUAUGUGAUUUUUUUAGUCGACAUUGUCGAGAUAGUCCACGCUCACAAAUUGUUAUUGAAAUGUUUACACCAGUUGUUCAAAGAAUUUUAAAACAUAAUACAGAUUUCGGUAAAUAUCCACGAAUGAGAAUUUUUGUUCAAGAAUAUCUUCUUGCUUUAAAUUCUCAAAAUGAUGGUUUACGUGUUGUACAAGAUUUCAUCAAAAGAAUACAUGGACCAACAAUGGUUUGUCCAUUUCCACGUGUUCUUUCGAACUUUGUGUCUGUUUGUCUCGCUGCCAUCUAUAAUUUCUUUGAAGAUCGAAAAAAUUUUCGCUUCGAGGAUAAAGAUAGUUGUCGAGCAUAUGAAGAAGAAACUGAAACUCAAUUAGUUUGUUAUACGAAAAUGUUACAAACAAUGUCUUCUUUUGACGAUUGGCGACCUCAUCUUGGUUUACUUCUUCAGUCGAUUCCAUUUCCUGAUGAAGCACUUGCACAUGAUCGUUUUAUCGAAAUAUUUAAAAAUGUUGUUAAAUAUUUCGUGGAAGAUAAUCGAUGUGAAGUUCAUCAGACAAUAUUAGGUAUUCGUGAAGGUAAAGAAGGAUGGUUUGAAAUGUUUUGUUUGGGUGGUAUUGCUUGUGAUGAUGAUGGUGAAAUGUUUUCACUUAUGCUUAGUAAACUAAUUUCAUGUUGUUGUCGAAAAAAACGCUUUUUAUUGAGUAUUAAUAAACUAUUACCAGCUUUAAUGUUACUUGCUUUACGUGAAAAUCAAAGUUCAUUAGAGACUUUAUGUGCUAUGCUUGAUUUGGAUGCUGUUGAAAAUCGUGAUAAUAAAUUACAAUUAAUAUCAACAUUACAAUCAACAUCAACUGGUCUUAAAAUGUAUGCAAAAGUAUGUGAGAGAUUAAUAGCAUUAAGAGAAUUACAACAAAAAGGUGGACCCAAAAAAUUAACAUUACCAUCACGUUCAACUGAUAGUGAUUUAGCAAAAUUAUUAUCAAGUGGUUCAUUUGGAAAUCUUGAAUGUUUAAGUUUAGCAUUUACAAAUGUCACAAGUGCUUGUGCUGAACAUCUAAUUAAAUUACCAGGCUUAAGAUAUUUAAAUCUUUGGUCGACACAAUUUGGUGAUGCUGGUUUAGAAUUAAUAUCGGAACAUUUAAGCCGUCUACAAGUACUUAAUUUAUGUGAAACACCAGUAACUGAUAAAGGCCUUGCAUAUUUAGCAUGUAUGAAAAUGUUAAGAAAACUGAAUUUAAAUUCAACACAUCUGUCUCCACUAACAUUUGAAGCUUUAAAAGAAAAACUACCAGGUUUACAAGAAUGCGAUAUUCGAUAUACAGAUGCUUGGUAG
Molecule: messenger RNA, 2130 nt
Organism: Adineta steineri
Lineage: Eukaryota; Metazoa; Rotifera; Eurotatoria; Adinetida; Adinetidae
Source: the annotation of a GenBank genome assembly